This is a messenger RNA of Zophobas morio, 1431 nucleotides long. RefSeq names its product calphotin-like (gene MFK3-17). Bases 35 to 1345 code for a protein of 436 amino acids. The transcript has a single exon. The record is from RefSeq and is a predicted model, not a curated record. Lineage: Eukaryota; Metazoa; Arthropoda; Insecta; Coleoptera; Tenebrionidae.
AAUCAGUCUUUAAACAACACAGACCUCCUUCAUCAUGUACAAGCUGGUGGUGUUGUUCGCUACUCUGGCUCUUGCCUAUGCGAAACCUAGUGGAAUCGCACAUGGCGUAGCCCCUGUAACUUACACUGCUUCAGUACCGGCCAUUUCGGCAGCCGUCAGCCACCAAAGUAGGACCGACUUCGUUAGUAACCCCGUAUUCACUUCUUAUGCGGCGGCUCCUGUUGUCGCCGCUGCUCCUGUUGUACAGACCGCCGAGGUGGUAGCUGCCGCCCCCGUCGUGAAAACAACACUCACAGCCGGUCCACCAGUGACUCACUACGCUGCUGUCCCUGUCACCGGAACCGCCUACACCCAGAACGUUCAUUACGCCGAAAAAGAUGUUGUAACGGGCUAUUCUUCCCAGAUUUACAAACCCAAUUUAGGAGCCUUAGCCACUCCCAUCGAAACUGUUUCCCAACAGCAAGUUCUUGCACCAGCUCGUGCCGUCCAGACCAUCACUCCAACUGUUACUCAAGUCCAACCGGAAGUCUCCGUCAGAAGAGUCGAAGUUGACGUUCCAGUACAGACCCCUGUCGUGAGCGAAGUAGAAUUACGCACUCCUGUUGUAGCCGCCGCCCCCGUCGCCAAGGUUGCUGCAGCCGUCCCCUCCAUUUCCGGUUACUCUUACUCCGUUUCGGCACCUGCUGCUGCGGCCAAAGUAGCCGCCGUCGCUCCGGCUGUUUCCAGCUACUCCUACUCUGUUCCCGCGCCCGCGCCUGUCGCCAAAGUUGCCGCCGUCGCUCCGGCUGUCUCUAGCUACUCUUACUCUGUAACGGCCGCACCCGUCGCCAAAGUUGCCCCCGUCGCUCCGGCCGUCUCUAGCUACUCCUACUCUGUUCCCGCGCCCGCGCCUGUCGCCAAAGUUGCCGCCGUCGCUCCGGCUGUCUCUAGCUACUCUUACUCUGUAACGGCCGCACCCGCUGUUUCUGUCGCCAAAGCUGCCGCCGUCGCUCCAGCUGUGUCUAGCUACUCCUACUCUGUUCCCGCUCCAGCUGCUCCUGCCGCCAAAGUUGCCGCUGUAGCUCCGGCUGUCUCUGGCUACUCGUACUCUGUCGAUGCACCCGCUGUUGGCGCUAUUGCUCCUGCAGUGACUGUUGCGCAAGUAGCUCCUGCUGUAGCUACCAGAGUUGCUGCUGUUGGUCCUGUAGCUGCGUAUGCUACAGCCCCUGCAGUUAACAGUUAUUCAUAUUCAGUUUCUGCUCCUGCUGCUGUAGCUGCACCUGUUUUUGCUUCCAGAAGUAUCAGUGUACCAUCUAGUUUUGCUACGACCGAAUUGCGCCAAGUAAAUGUAGAAAAUCAAUGGUAAAUUAAGAACUGAAACUGAUUUUGUUAUAAUUUAAUACUGUAUUUUGUAAAUACAAAAUAUAUUAAUAAAAUGCAACUAUAAUUUUA